GGAAUCUGCGGCCAGUUAGUUCGCACCGAAUUUUUCUCCAGCCGUCCCUCAAAACAAGGAUGCAAAUCUGACCCCACCUGCAAGCGACCAAGUGGUCCAGGGCUCGAGACCACCGCGUUUUUCUGGAACCAACCAUCCUUCCUUCUCAAGAGUCCAGAGUCCAGACCUCCACACAACGCGAACCAAGCCAACCAACUAACCGAGCAAGCAACCCAACCACACGAGCGGAGGAGCGUGCGAAACCCAAAGCGCGAAAACCCUCCUCGCCCAAGGAUCCCUCCCGCGGCGCGCGGAAGCAAACCCCCCCGACCGGCCGCCGUCGGGGGCCGCGGCAGGGACAGCGGAAGCAGCAUCACUCCGGAGCGGCGGGGCUCAGCCAGCCCUCGACCGGAGCGGGGGGUUCCGUAAUACUCUCCGAAUCUGCGGAAUCCGUGGCGGGAUUUCGCGGGGCCUUCUAGUUUCGGGCGAGACAAUGGUGGGGUUCGCGGGGAAGAGGAAGGAGUUGGAGCAGGUGAUGGACGGCCUCUCUGACUUCUCCCUCUCCGGCCCCGCUGCCAAGAGCCGCAGAUUGGAUGCCGAGCUCCCACCAAUUAUGGAAGAAGAACCACCUGCUCCUUCAAUGCCAUUCCAGAUGCUGGGAGAGAAAAUCAAUAACUGUGUUGACAUACCCAGUAUGGAAUUCAUGAUGGAAGGUCUAACAACACAUCAUGUGCCUAGUGAGGACAUGGCACUUGUUUUAUACAAACCAGUAGAUAAUUCCGCACCAUUUGGUCGUGGCAUCUCAAGUUCUUCAUUCAUAGUGAGUUCAGACUUGAUACGUGGUCUAAAGAACCAUGCUUUUGCGAACUAUCACGAGGUGGAGGAUGAAUCUCCUGAACGUAGGAACAGCUUGGCUUUAGUUCCUUGGAGACCACCACAAGUGUCUAUAAGAUCUGACUGGGUUGCCGUUGAGCCAGAGCGCACACGGAUUUUUGAAGUACCUAUGGACGCUGAUGAGACUGAAGUAACUUCUAUGGAUGUCGAGGAAACGCCAGAAGCAGUUUCGGGCGGAUUCAAUGGCGAGAACCUUGGCCAGUGGCUACAUUGUGUGACCCCGCCCUCGUUACCAAAUCCAUCCGCCCAUGUUAUGUGGUCAAGGUGACAACUGGGAGGCCCUGCGUGCUGACUACUGAAUCAUACCAAGGAUGAAGAAAUCCUCUAAUAAUCCUCCCCUAGCUGUGUGGUAGCUGUCUGUUUAGUUGAAAACAAAAAAAACUGGUUAUGCUUAGCAUGAUGUUUCCUGGUGUAGUGCUGAUCGUCCCCAGUAAUAUCAGUGUGAGUAGACUCCAUGUUAGAACCUGGUUAGAUUGGGAUUCAAUUAAUUGAGGUAACCUGUUGGAUUU
Molecule: messenger RNA, 1382 nt
Organism: Zea mays
Lineage: Eukaryota; Viridiplantae; Streptophyta; Magnoliopsida; Poales; Poaceae
Exons: 3
Coding region: 473-1141 (222 amino acids)
Source: RefSeq, marked predicted